AUGGCGAUUUCUGGGUGGGUGCAGAAAAACACUGCAAUGUUUUUCCGCAUCCACCUGCAAAGCUUGGAUCCAUCUCCGUCUGGACCACUGGCUGUUAUUCCUGAUGGGCAUGCGGAGGGUUGCGGAGUUUCCCCACAUUUUGAAAAACUGAACUGCAAAGAGUGUAUAGGUGCAAAUUUUGGUCUACGAGUAAAGUCGCUUUCUUGCAAUUGGUCGUUCGCAUUCCCCACUCGCGUGCUGCUGUCCUUUCCCGUACAAGCGGGCUGGCGCUUGUUGAUAAGCCCCGAGAAGAGCUGCGCUGAUGACUCCCCGUUUAUUGCGCUAGUAUCACUAAGCGCUGCAUCAGAUUUUCGAGGGCGGCAGCUAGUGCGAUCUACCUGGGGAGGGGUGUCCAGGGUCAAUAACCGUCGCGUGCGCCUCGUCUUUGUCUUAGGGGCUGUGCAAUCCCCCUCUGUCCAAUCAGCAAUAGAGGCAGAAGCACGAGAGUUUGAGGACAUAAUACAACAUGAAGCUCCGGAAAAAUACGUUCACCUGACUUAUAAGCUCAUUACCGCUGUUCAGUGGCUGGCAGCCUCCUGUCCUCAAGCCAAAUUCAUGGUCAAGGUGGACACGGACACUGUUUUGGAUAUACAGAAGAUGGGAGAUUACUUAAUUUCCAAGGAAACGGAAAAAAAUGUGGCGGUUGGAGUGCUGAGAAGAGAAAUCCCGGUGGAGAGAGACCUAUCCCACCCAAAUUAUCAGGAUCCUUGGACCUAUCCGCACCCUACGUAUCCUCCAUAUCUUGCUGGGCCUUGCUACGUCCUGUCUAUGGACUUGGUCGAAAAGAUUGCAGCAAAAUUUUCGACCUUGCCCCUCCUAAGCAAUGAGGACUGUUUUGUGGGGUUGUCUCUCCAAGUUUUGGGAGUUACACCCCAAGAUAGCGCCCCUCAAGCAGAAAUAAAUGCUUUUUGGGGAACGACAGACGCACGGCUAAAAGAUCUAAGACUUCUUACGGCUGUACACCCUAUUCCACUGGAUAAGAGAGAACAUUUUUGGAAGGCAAUGACACAGCGUUCAAAUGUGAAUCACGAAGUUUAA
Cyclospora cayetanensis is the source of this 1077-nucleotide messenger RNA. RefSeq names its product beta-1,3-galactosyltransferase 5. The coding region runs from base 1 to 1077 and encodes 358 amino acids. NCBI's taxonomy places the organism in Eukaryota, Apicomplexa, Conoidasida, Eucoccidiorida, Eimeriidae. The record is from RefSeq and is a predicted model, not a curated record. The transcript has 3 exons. Gene Ontology annotation, cellular component: membrane. Gene Ontology annotation, molecular function: hexosyltransferase activity.